GGGCGGUGGGAAUGGAGCGAGCAGAUUGAGGCCGCCGCCGCAGCGCCGCCGGCAUGAACUUGGCCGCGAGCUGAAGCAGCCGGCGGCGGGCGGGCGCGGGGGCACCGGCCGCUAGCCAGGGGGUGAUCUGCAACCGGGCCGGGCCACUCGGCGGGUGCCCGAGGCCAGGCUGCCUGCGCCGGCGGCCGCCCGCCCCUCGGGCAUUGCCCCCGCCGCCGCCGAGGGAGCUCCGCAGCACGCCCUGUGUCUAGGUCGUUUGGGAAGCGCCUUGGAGAGUCAAGAAUAAAAUUGCAGGUCAAACAAUGGAUGACUGGAAAAGUCGGCUUGUAAUCAAGAGCAUGGUUCCCCAUUUCGCCAUGGUGGGAAAUCGUCAGGAGCCCAGAAAGCUCCAGGAAUCGGGAACCAUUAAGAGGAGACAGGAAGGAGAUAAUUUCCAGUUUCCAGGCAUGGCUGACGGGGGUUACCCUAAUAAAAUCAAGAGGCCUUGCCUGGAAGACGUUACCCUCUCUAUGGGCCCGAGUGCCCACCCCAGCACGUCCUGUGCGGAGCUGCAGGUUCCUCCGCUAACCAUGAACCCCAGUCCCUCGGCUGUGGGCGUAACGGGCCAUUCGUUACCACUCGAAGCGAAUCCCAUGAAUGGCAGUGUCAUGGGCUCACCAUUCGUGGUGCCGCCGGCUGCAGAAGUGGGCCUGAAAGGGCCCCCUGGCCCCUACUAUGACAAAGCCAACAGCGUGCCAGCCGUGGACCAGGAGCUUCAAGACCUCCUGGAGGAGCUAACAAAAAUUCAAGAACCUUCUCCAAAUGACCUAGAUCUCGAGAAGAUCCUGGGGAGCAAGCCGGAAGAACCACUGGUCUUAGAACACCCGCAGGCGACCCUGGGUACAACUCCCAAGCCUCCGGUUCAGAUGCCACACCUGGAGAGCCUUGGUUCCGGCAAGGAGUUUGCUUCUAGCUGCAGCCAGCUCCCCGGCGCGUCGCUUCAAGUCCCGCCCUCCCCGGCGGGGAUCAGCUACGUGAUCCCCUCCACCAGUAAGCAGGUGGCCUCCCCCAGCUCUACGGCGGCACAGGCCAAGAGCCAGGUCCAGGGGGUGCUCCCUGUCACUUUGCCCCCGCUCCCGGUGCCUCAGUGGCAUCACGCCCACCAGCUGAAGGCGCUGGCGGCCAGCAAGCAGGGGUCCGCUCUGAGGCAGCCGGGGCCCAGCCCCAGCUGGUCGGGCCUGCCGCCUCCGGGCCUCUCCUCGUCUUACCGCCCGGUGCCAUCGCCGCACCCGCCGCCGCCGCCGCCGCCGCCGCCGCCGCCACCACCGCCGCCGCCGCCGCCGCCGCCGCAGUUCAGCCCGCAGAGCCUCAUGGUGUCCUGCAUGGCGUCCAGCAACCUGCCGGGGAGCGCGUUCCAAGCCUCCCCCAACGCCUUACUCGCCAGCAUGGCGUCGGGCGGCAGCGCCGCCCUUGGGCCCGCCAUGCUCUACCCUCCCGACAAGCUCCCCGGCCCCGCUCUCAGUCAGCAGCCGCAGUUCAGCCCGCAGAGCUCCCUUCUGGCCAACCUGGUGUCCUCUAGUGUCAAAAGUCCGCCGGGACACCUGCUGUCCGCCCUGCCCACCAGCACCCCGGGGCCUUCCCCGCCCUACCGGCCGGAGAAGCUCUCCAGCCCGGGCCUGCCGCAGCAGUCCUUCACCCCGCAGUGCUCCCUGAUCCGGAGCCUCACCCCCUCCGGCAACCCGCUAACGCAGCCGCCGCCGCCGCCGGCCCCCCAGCAGUCAACCAGCGGCAUCUUCAAGCCCAUGACCGCCAGCUCACCCAAAACCCUGAGCAUGAUCAUGCAGCAGGGGCUGGCCAACCCCAGCCCGGGAGUCCCGGAGCCAUUUACUUUUGGCAACACCAAGCCCCUGUCGCAUUUCGUUUCCGAGCCGGGCCCCCAGAAGAUGCCCUCCAUGCCCGCCGCCUCUAGGCAGCCGUCCCUGCUCCACUACCUGCAGCAGCCGCCGCCGGCCUCCUCCGCCACCGCCUCGUCCACCGCCACCGCCACCUUGCAGCUGCAGCAGCCGCAGCCUGACCACUCCUCGUUCCUCCUGCAGCAGGUGAUGCAGCAGCCCCAGCGCUUUCAGCGGUCGGCGGCCCCGGACUCCAUGGCUUCUCUGCCCAGACAGACUCAUGUAGACAAAGCCUGCAAGCUUGGGGAAGCCAGGCCCCCCCAGGUCAGCCUCGGGCGACAGCCCCCAUCCUGCCAGGCCCCGGGGAGCGAGUCCUUCCUGCCCGGCAGCUCGUUUGCUCAUGAGCUGGCCCGAGUCACCUCCUCGUACAGUACCUCAGAGGCAGCGCCCUGGGGCGGCUGGGAUCCGAAGGCCUGGAGGCAGGUGCCCGCUCCGCCACUGCCUAGCUGCGACGCUGUAGCAAGAGAAGCAGAGAUCAGGUCUUACGGCAAUGACCCCUGAACAGCGGAGUGCAUAUAUUGCCCAACAGAUGAGUCAAUUUCAAGCCGUCCAAGAACAAGUCACCUCCAAGUGUAGCCAGACCAAGGCAAGCCCCCCAUCCAGUCAGCCCAUGAUGCCACCCAGAGCUGGGCUCCUUCAGAACAAUCCGAAUCCAGCAAUGAUCCCACCCACCAGGCACCAGAGCUGCGAGGGCAUGGGCAUGGCCUCGCCGACUCUGGGCAAGCAACAAGGAAUUUUCCACCGUAACCCCCCGUUCCCCAUACCCUCGCGCCCGGGCCAGAACCCCCCGGGCAGCCGUCGUCCACAGAUUCCCAAGGCG
This is a messenger RNA of Callorhinus ursinus (northern fur seal), 2751 nucleotides long. It is a transcript of the gene MAMLD1, whose product is annotated as mastermind like domain containing 1. Gene Ontology annotation, biological process: regulation of transcription by RNA polymerase II. The record is from RefSeq and is a predicted model, not a curated record. Gene Ontology annotation, cellular component: nuclear body. Lineage: Eukaryota; Metazoa; Chordata; Mammalia; Carnivora; Otariidae.